This is a messenger RNA of Paramacrobiotus metropolitanus, 621 nucleotides long. RefSeq lists its product as uncharacterized. The record is from RefSeq and is a predicted model, not a curated record. NCBI's taxonomy places the organism in Eukaryota, Metazoa, Tardigrada, Eutardigrada, Parachela, Macrobiotidae. The transcript is spliced from 2 exons. Bases 1 to 621 code for a protein of 206 amino acids.
AUGCUUUCAAAGAGUGUGCUGAUGGGUGACUUUAAUUUUCGCGACAUUGACUGGCAACGCGGAACAGGAUCCACUAGCGCCAGUUGUGACCUAAUGAACAACUGCCUCGACCUUUGUUUGCUUGAUGGAAAAAGUUUAUUUGAACCAGCUGAAGCAAUAUCUCCGCCCUCCUGCACAAAUGAUCACGUGGGUUUUCAGUUUACACUAAUUACCAAAACAUUCAGGAUAAAAAAUCAAAAGAUAAAAAAGUGGAAAAUCGACAAAAAUAAUAUUGGUAAUUUUUGUAAUGUUUUGAAUAAUACCGAUUGGAAUUCUUUAUUUUGUAAUCAUGAUAGUAACAGUCGAGCAUCAGUUUUUGAACAAGUUUUCAUUCAAGCAGCCAGUCUAUGCUUCGAAUACCGUACUGUUGUUAUUCGAACUGGAAAGGUCACGUAUCCGUCUAAUAUCAAGAAGUUAGUAAAAGCUUGUGAUGGAGCGUUCAGAAUUUACCGUCAAGCAGAGCAGCCACUUGAAGAUCCUCUUAAAGAGAAAUGGAAAUCUCUGUCCAAGCAAUGCGAUCGCUUAGUAAAGAAAUUUGAAUGCUCAAAAAUAACUGAACGUUGCGUUAUCGCACCGAAAUAA